Messenger RNA from Cercospora beticola, 1840 nucleotides. The record is from RefSeq and is a predicted model, not a curated record. NCBI's taxonomy places the organism in Eukaryota, Fungi, Ascomycota, Dothideomycetes, Mycosphaerellales, Mycosphaerellaceae.
GUCAACAACUCGAGCACCACUCUGCCCGCGCGACAUUGCCUGCAUCGACCGGUCAACAACUCCGGUGCGCGCGCUUUGCACCGACGCAUCGACCAAGCGCGCGCGACACCGCAUUUCUAUUCACUUCUCCGCGCACGACACCGAUACUAGCGCGCAUCACCGCGGAGCACAUUAUCACAUGCGCAUCGCGAAUUCCAGCCCAGCCAUGCGAUAGCCGACCUCGAGCUGCAACGCCGCCACGAUGAAUCCCGCAGAGCUCACUUUGACCAUCUCGCCCUCACUUACCAAAGCCACCCCCGCGACGAUCAAAUAUGGCAUCAGCGCUGCGACAGUCCCGCCAACGGGGAGAACAUUGGUGGAGCGCAUCAACGUCGAGCCCAUAUAUGCGCAACUCAAGGCCGCCUUGGGAGAUCAAUGGAGCGACUACAAGGCGACCAUCGCCGCUUUCAUACUCGGCAGCUUGAACCAGGCCGAGCUAUCAUGGGUUUUGCAACCACUUCUCACGACGCUGCCGCUGGCCAGUACGGACCUGAGCAGACCCACUGCCUCAAUACUGCAGCUGCACAACCAGCUGAUCACGGCCAUCUAUGCGAACACACUGCGCGAUGCUCCUGCGUCAGAGGUUGCGCCAUGGGUCGUGGCAACAGACAAGCCUUCGAGCACGUCAAAGAGCUCGGGUGCGGGAGGAGGCGCGAACGACAAGACGGAGGAGAGGUUGAAGAGAGAGAUUAUGAACAUACAUCCGAGAGACAGGCAGAGGAUCAAAUCAUUGAAGGAUGAACCUACAAAAGCGGCCAAGGACGAUGGUCUGCGCCAGGUUCUGGAGUAUGCGAAUGAGCUGGCUGUGAAACCCCCAGGGACAGGACAAGGACCGAACGAGUCUCAGACGACCACGCCUGGUCUUGCCAGGAGUAAUUUUGAUAUUGAGAUUCAGAGGCGAUAUGCUCAACCUUUGGCAAGCGAGCAGCUCGAAUUUCCGGCACCGAAUGACUUGCAGAAUAAGAUUGAGCCGAUAUGCUAUGAGCAAGGCUUGACUGGAGGAGUGCAGCAAGGCAUGCUUCAAGGAUGUGCCGAGCUGGUCGAACAGGCCUGUGAAGUCUACAUCAAGGAGAUGCUCAGUGCGUUCCUCGGACACUCGCGUAGCAAUGCGGUGGGCAAGGAUGGCGUGCAGACGCAUAAAUUCAAACGGCAGCUUCGGAGAGAGGAAGACGACGCCGAUCGAGGGGUCCUGCAACGGAAUGCAGGAGGCAUGUUGCCUGUCGAGAUGCAGAUGCAAGCGCAACGUGCACCUUUGAGAAUGGCAGACAUGCGCCUUGCGCUCGGCUUGUCAGACUCUUUCCUCAAGCAGGAUCGCUUCUUGGAAGAGCAGAUCAUGCUCAAGCACUAUCCUGUGCUGGAUUUAUCCGCCAAGGGUGGCAUCAACGGCGUCUCGACGCACCUCACGAAUGGGGUCAAGCGCAGAAAACUCUCUGGGCCUGACAAUGCAGAUGCCAUGGAUAUAGAUGCCGAGUUCGACUACGGCCAGUUCAAGGGCGUAGCGAAGAACGAUCACGACAGCGUUAUGAGUGCUUUGGACGAUUGUUUGCUGGCUGCUGGGUAGAGUCCACGACAAGCUGAAAACGAACUUUCGUACAAUCACUAUCCUGCCGGGUACCACAGCGGAGGUCCGAUACUGGAGGACUUCCGAACUGGUGCAUACAGAGCUAGCGUCGAGAGGGCUGUUGCCGCGCGCCAGCUGCGCGCUGGGAUUUUCACGACUGGAGACAGAUCCACGACCCAGCCUCAAUCAUCAGCUGCUCCUGCACAGAGAAGAACAGGGCACUCGAAGACCUCAGCAGCU